This is a messenger RNA of Terrapene triunguis (Three-toed box turtle), 3738 nucleotides long. It is a transcript of the gene POLR3B, whose product is annotated as RNA polymerase III subunit B. Gene Ontology annotation, cellular component: RNA polymerase III complex. The record is from RefSeq and is a predicted model, not a curated record. Gene Ontology annotation, biological process: DNA-templated transcription. The coding region runs from base 22 to 3303 and encodes 1093 amino acids. Lineage: Eukaryota; Metazoa; Chordata; Testudines; Emydidae. The transcript has 27 exons. Gene Ontology annotation, molecular function: DNA binding; DNA-directed RNA polymerase activity; ribonucleoside binding.
CGUGUCUCCGCCGCGCUCGCCAUGGACGCGUUAGCGGCCGAGCUGGGGACUCUGACCGCGGAGCAGGCGGCGGCUCCCGUGAACACGGUGGAGGAAAAAUGGAGGCUUCUUCCAGCUUUUCUAAAGGUGAAAGGACUUGUGAAGCAGCACAUAGACUCAUUCAACUAUUUCAUCAAUGUAGAGAUAAAGAAAAUCAUGAAAGCCAAUGAAAAAGUCACAAGUGAUGCUGACCCAAUGUGGUAUUUGAAAUACCUCAAUAUCUAUGUGGGAGUUCCAGAUGUUGAAGAAAGCUUUAAUGUAACAAGACCUGUGUCUCCUCAUGAGUGUCGCUUGAGAGAUAUGACCUACUCUGCCCCAAUUACAGUGGACAUUGAGUACACUAGAGGUAGCCAGAGGAUUAUUCGCAAUGCAUUACCCAUUGGCAGAAUGCCUAUAAUGCUGCGCAGCUCCAAUUGUGUUCUUACUGGGAAAACUCCAGCAGAGUUUGCCAAACUUAAUGAAUGCCCUUUAGAUCCAGGUGGCUAUUUCAUUGUCAAAGGUGUAGAGAAAGUCAUUCUUAUUCAAGAGCAGUUAUCCAAAAACAGGAUCAUUGUGGAAGCUGAUAGAAAAGGGACAGUUGGCGCUUCUGUUACCAGUUCUACUCAUGAGAAGAAGAGCAGAACAAAUAUGAUUGUGAAACAAGGAAGAUUUUACCUGAGGCAUAACACUCUGUCAGAAGAUAUUCCCAUUGCUAUUAUAUUUAAGGCCAUGGGUGUUGAGAGUGACCAAGAGAUUGUGCAGAUGAUUGGUACAGAAGAGCACGUGAUGGCUGCAUUUGGUCCCAGUUUGGAAGAAUGCCAAAAAGCUCAGAUUUUUACACAGAUGCAGGUAAAAGAAUUUCAUUUCCGUGCCAAGUGCAUCUACACAGCAGUGAUGGUCCGCAGGGUAAUUCUGGCCCAAGGAGAAAACAAAGUAGAUGACAGAGACUAUUAUGGAAACAAGCGAUUGGAAUUGGCUGGGCAGCUUCUUUCCCUUCUCUUCGAAGAUUUGUUCAAAAAAUUUAACUCUGAAAUGAAAAAGAUUGCUGAUCAGGUAAUUCCAAAGCAGAGAGCAGCCCAGUUUGAUGUAGUGAAGCAUAUGCGUCAAGAUCAGAUCACCAAUGGCAUGGUAAAUGCCAUCUCUACUGGAAAUUGGUCACUGAAAAGAUUCAAAAUGGACCGCCAAGGUGUGACACAGGUAUUGUCCCGCUUGUCUUAUAUAUCUGCUCUGGGAAUGAUGACAAGAAUCUCUUCUCAGUUUGAAAAGACAAGAAAAGUGAGUGGCCCCCGAUCUCUUCAGCCAUCUCAGUGGGGUAUGCUUUGCCCAUCAGACACUCCUGAAGGAGAGGCUUGUGGUUUGGUUAAAAACCUAGCUCUGAUGACUCACAUUACUACUGAUAUGGAAGAUGGCCCGAUUAUUAAAUUAGCCAGUAACCUUGGAGUAGAAGAUGUAAACUUACUAUGUGGAGAAGAACUUUCAUAUCCAAAUGUGUUCCUUGUCUUCCUUAAUGGUAACAUCCUGGGUGUCAUUCGAGACCAUCCGAAACUAGUUCACACGUUUCGGCUAAUGCGGCGAGCAGGUUAUAUCAAUGAAUUUGUUUCAAUCUCCACGAAUCUUGCUGACAGAUGUGUCUACAUUUCCUCUGAUGGAGGAAGACUGUGCAGACCCUACAUAAUUGUAAAGAAGCAAAAACCUGCAGUUACAGACAAGCAUAUGGAAGAACUUGCUCAGGGAUACAGGAAUUUUGAAGAUUUUUUGCAUGAAGGCCUAGUUGAAUAUUUGGACGUGAAUGAGGAAAAUGACUGCAACAUUGCACUGUAUGAACAUACAAUUACUAAAGAUACAACACACUUGGAGAUUGAACCUUUCACACUUCUUGGCGUCUGUGCUGGGCUUAUUCCAUAUCCUCACCAUAACCAGUCCCCAAGAAACACUUACCAGUGUGCUAUGGGGAAGCAAGCAAUGGGUACCAUUGGGUACAAUCAACGGAACAGAAUUGAUACUCUUAUGUAUCUGUUAGCAUAUCCACAAAGGCCAAUGGUUAAAACAAAAACCAUUGAACUGAUAGAGUUUGAGAAACUGCCAGCUGGACAGAAUGCCACAGUUGCUGUGAUGAGCUACAGUGGUUAUGAUAUUGAAGAUGCUCUUGUCUUAAACAAGGCUUCCUUGGACAGAGGAUUUGGAAGGUGUCUUGUGUAUAAGAAUGCCAAGUGUACACUGAAGCGCUACACAAAUCAGACAUUCGACAAAGUGAUGGGUCCAAUGUUAGAUGCAGCUACACGUAAACCAAUUUGGCGUCAUGAAAUUUUAGAUGCUGAUGGUAUUUGCUCUCCAGGUGAAAAGGUAGAAAACAAACAAGUGCUUGUGAACAAGUCAAUGCCAACUGUGACCCAGACUCCUCUGGAAGGAAGUAAUGUUCCUCAACAGCCACAGUAUAAAGAUGUACCAGUAACAUACAAAGGUGCAACUGAUUCAUAUAUUGAGAAAGUAAUGAUCUCUUCAAAUGCAGAGGAUGCUUUUUUGAUCAAAAUGUUGUUGAGACAAACUAGACGUCCAGAAAUUGGAGAUAAAUUUAGCAGUCGUCAUGGACAAAAAGGGGUAUGUGGGCUGAUAGUACCUCAGGAGGACAUGCCAUUUUGUGAUACAGGAAUUUGUCCAGAUAUCAUUAUGAAUCCUCACGGCUUCCCAUCGCGUAUGACGGUGGGAAAGUUAAUUGAGCUCUUGGCAGGGAAAGCUGGUGUCCUAGAUGGCAGAUUUCACUAUGGAACAGCUUUUGGAGGUAGCAAAGUUAAGGAUGUGUGUGAAGAUCUCAUUCGCCAUGGGUAUAACUACUUAGGGAAGGACUACGUAACAUCUGGCAUCACUGGAGAACCCUUGGAAGCAUAUAUCUAUUUUGGCCCUGUGUAUUAUCAGAAACUAAAGCAUAUGGUGUUGGAUAAGAUGCAUGCCAGAGCUCGAGGCCCUAGAGCUGUCCUUACCAGGCAACCCACUGAAGGUCGAUCGCGUGAUGGUGGUUUACGUCUUGGAGAAAUGGAACGAGAUUGUUUAAUAGGUUAUGGAGCCAGCAUGCUUUUGCUGGAGAGACUGAUGAUUUCAAGUGAUGCCUUUGAAGUGGAUGUCUGUGGACAGUGUGGCUUGCUGGGAUAUUCUGCUUGGUGCCAUUACUGCAAGUCGUCUUGCCACGUGUCAUCCCUGCGCAUUCCAUAUGCCUGUAAACUAUUAUUCCAAGAACUCCAGUCUAUGAACAUUAUACCCAGGCUAAAAUUGGCCAAGUACAAUGAAUGAGCCAGCAAAACAAAGACUUAAGAAGAAAUUUAAAAAAAUGUGCAGAACUGGAAGGAAUUUCUGUGAAAAGGAGUGACUGUUAAAACUGAGGGGGUGGGGGAGGGAGGGAAGAGUACUGAUGAAUUCCUUAUUAUUUUCCCUCUGCUAUUUUAAGUUGAUUGAGAGACUGUGCUGCAGAGAACGUCAAGAGCAAUUGGUGGGGACUCAGGCAGCCUGGAUGAAUGAGAUGUGUAGCAAUUGUGUAAUAAGGCCCUGAUCCAGCAAAGCACACGUAACUUUUAAGCAUGUGAUAGUCAUGCAUUCAGGAUGCAAGUGCUUCUUUGGAUCAGGGCUUAAGUUUUAUUAACUACAGUGGUUUAUCCAUAUUACUUAAGUAUUAGUUUAAUUUUUCCAGACAGACAGGGUAUGAAAGACUAAUAAAAAUUUUUUCAAGUA